This is a messenger RNA of Plodia interpunctella (Indianmeal moth), 591 nucleotides long. RefSeq lists its product as uncharacterized. The record is from RefSeq and is a predicted model, not a curated record. Bases 52 to 564 code for a protein of 170 amino acids. The transcript has 2 exons. Lineage: Eukaryota; Metazoa; Arthropoda; Insecta; Lepidoptera; Pyralidae.
CUGACAAGUUUUGCAAUUUUAAUAUAUAAAAAGUGGGCGAAGAACGAUAUUAUGCAGUUCAUCGCUAAAAUGGCAAGAAUAAGGGAUUUCGUUUUAUCAGCGUUCCUAAUUACCUUCCAGGUCUACCAUGGAAACGGCCAAUUUAUCCCCCAAUCAACCACCGUAACAUCAUCCUCCAUAGGGCCACCUACAGGCCAGUUCAUCCUCCCAGCGGUCAUUGAACCCUGCGUGAGGCCCUGCUCCACUCCAAACCCUUAUCCACCAUGCCCGAACUACAACGACUUCUACAUCCCACCGCCUCAACCACAACAAAUUAUAAUUUUAGAUGACGGCAACAACAGAAACAAGAACGGAAUUGAUGAUAUCCUACUCCUCUUUAUCUUAGCUUCUAAGAAUAGAAGGGGUGGGGGUCUGUUCGGUGGUGGUUGCGGCGGGGGGUGUGGAAACUACGGAUGUGGGGGGUGCUCCGGGGGCUGCGAGGGGGGGUGCUACAGCGGCAACCAGCCGGCGUCGCCGAUCACGUUGGUAAUUUCGUCCGCCGCGGGCGACGCCGACACUAGUUAGUUUUUGUUAAAUAAAUGUUGACUUAUU